AUGCAGCACGAGCCUUUUUUCGCCGCGGCACCACCAGCUGAUGGUGCUGCUACGGCUCUGAAACACCCAAAAUCGCAGUCUGCGCGGUUAACAGCCUUCUCGGGGGAGGAGCUCCUUCUCAGCAGUCCAGCGAAAGCACACGCCACACCACUGGCAGCAGCAGAGCUCUCCCAGCAAGCACUUGGUGUCGCGGGAGGAGUGCAAGCAACCCCUGAGGCAGCCGCAACGCAUGCGCCAGCUGAAGCGGAAGCCUCCCCAGAAAGGGGAGCUCCAGCGGAAACGGAUGCGCGUGCUGCACGCAGAGCAGAUGCAAAGGGCGUUGCCAACCUGCGCAGAGCAUCGCAGGAUCCGCAGCAGAGUUCGGAAGUGCCAGAUAGCAGCAGCAACAACAACGAGAGCAGCAAUCAUGACAACCUUGAAGAUCUGAGCAGCAGCGAAAAGGAGGUGGUUGUGUCCAUGGGGUUGCUGGCACUGCUGCUGAUUGUUGCAGCAUCGUUCUUCAUUUUCCUUGCCGCGAAGCGCCUGCAUCAUCAGGUGCUGCAGCUGCCACUGCUCGCAACGCUGCUCGGGCUUUUGCUAGGGGCUGUGCUGCAGCAACAUUUGCAGCUGCAGCCACGCAGCAGCAGCAGCCUUCGCGGCAUGCUGGCUCUCAAGGAGGAGGUUUUCUUCGUCCUGCUGCUCCCGCCGAUCGUUUUCCAGGGGGGUUUGGAGAUAACGGAGGAGCCGUUUGCGUCGGCUUUUGCAGAGAACUUUGGCUCAGUUUUGUGGCUUGCAACUGCGGCGACGCUCUGCAGCACGCUGAUUAUCGGAGUUCACAUGCUCGGAGCAGGCAUGUUGCUGCCUGGAGUGUCUCUAACAACUCGGCCCGCCUUUGCUAUGGGAGCUCUCAUUUCUGCAACAGAUCCCGUGUCGCUGCUUAGCGCCUUCCGAGAUAUGAAGGCUACGCUUCUUAUUCAUGUCCUCAUGUACAAGCACAUCGGUCUGAAUCGUGAGGAAAAUCUCGCGAUGGAAGUUGCUUUGUUGCUUCUCUUCCCGUGGAUUGCAGCUCCUGUGUGCGCAGGCGUGUUUAGGGCUUUUGCACUGCUCGCGGAGUGCGUGGUCUUUGUAUAUCUCGGCCUAGCGCCUUUCUCGUUCGACCUGCUGCCCCUAAAAGACUGCGGUGUUUUCGUGGCUGCUGGAAUUGCAGUCAUCGCUGCGGCUCGAGGCCGCAAGGUGCUGAGCGCAAAGGAGCAGCACGCAAUUGCUCUUUGCGGUCUGCGAGGAACUGUUGGUGCGUCGCAGACCCCCCACUCCGAGGAGAUGACUGCCUUACUGCUCGUGCUUGCUCUUCGGUUAGCUCAGGAGGACGCCUCUCCGCCUGCUGCCCCCCUUCUCUCCCCCCCAGUAUUGCCAACUGCGUCCUUAUCGCCUGUCUUGGUGCAUAUGCAGAUAUCUCACUCCCUUCUUCAUCAAUUCGCAGAGGGCGAGCUGCAACCCGGAGCAGUCCGCCAUGGAGUUGCAGCAAACGAUAGUGCAGUAUCUACCAACCUUCGUAGCGACAGAGAGCUCUCUGCUCAGCAGGACCAGCAGCGACAACUACCAGCCGGAUCACUUCCCCGAGGUGAUCCUUGCUGCCUAGAAGAAUUCGAUAUGGCUUUUUCGCCGUCUGAAGACGUGAGCCCCUCAGGCUUUCUGCAGGUUGUGCAGAAACCAGCCUCAGCAGGUGCUUCUCCGGCCUGA
Molecule: messenger RNA, 1719 nt
Organism: Cyclospora cayetanensis
Lineage: Eukaryota; Apicomplexa; Conoidasida; Eucoccidiorida; Eimeriidae
Exons: 9
Coding region: 1-1719 (572 amino acids)
Biological process (GO): sodium ion transport; vacuolar acidification; proton transmembrane transport
Cellular component (GO): fungal-type vacuole membrane; late endosome; early endosome
Molecular function (GO): sodium:proton antiporter activity
Source: RefSeq, a predicted model, not a curated record